UCAGUUAAUGGAGUUCUUUGACGUGCUUGAUGAACCUGUACCAGGAUAUGAACUUCCAACGAUUCUAACCGAGUUACAUACACAUCUCUGGAGCUGCUAUUGACUACAGGCCACUAUACCUACCAAUUAGAAGUGUCAUUACAGCAGAAACGUUCAGUAUAUCCAGUAAUAUUGUUUAUGAUGCCCCAGUUUCAUUACUAAGAUUCCUAGUAGAAGAUGCAGCUCUAUUUGUGUCAGAUAAACGAGAUGCUCAGAUGCUUGAUCUGAAAAAAAAUUAUGUAUGCGUAAUGGACAUGGGAUUUUUCCAGUUGUCUCUACGGAUGAGUGAUGGCAAGGAUCCUAAAUACCCUCGGAUUGACUUGCAGGCAACUAACAACCUGCUAAAUAUUAGGACUUGUGUAGACUCCUGUGAUGCACUCAGGAAGCUUAUCAUCUAUUUUGCUAAUGAUGGAGAUUUGAAUCCUCCUUCACCAUCUCCUGUGCCAGCCCAACAGUCAGAGGAAAGCAUACCAAGUAGCAGUAGUACAUCCACAAAGGCUACCCAGCCACAGUCUCCAGCUGUGUCAACCAGUCCAAUUGCUCAGGGACAUUUUGAACAGAUGCAGAAUUUAAUGGAAGAGGCUAUGAAGGAGUAUUCCUCUACCACGUCUGAGAGCAGUGGUUCAAAUAAAGGCUCCCCACCCACAGUCAUCAACAUAUCAUCUGAUAAAGAUGAAAAGCCACCUACAGAAAUGUUUCUCUUCCCGGAUGAAAGUAAAACUACAAAGCAAUCAAGAAGUCAGCAAUCGGCAAAGGCUGAAUCAGAUGAUGAUUUCGACGACGAUGAUGUAUUUUGUAUUCUCGAUGUGCCAGGAAUGGGAAUUAUGGUGAGCAUUUACAGAACUGGAGAGCCCCCAUUUGAAUAUUUUUUAUUUUGUUUAUCAAUGCUGUCUUUACUAGUUGAUUGCCAUGUGCUGAGCUAUAUACAGUGA
Messenger RNA from Saccoglossus kowalevskii, 971 nucleotides. RefSeq names its product autophagy-related protein 2 homolog B-like. Lineage: Eukaryota; Metazoa; Hemichordata; Enteropneusta; Harrimaniidae. The record is from RefSeq and is a predicted model, not a curated record. Gene Ontology annotation, cellular component: phagophore; phagophore assembly site. Gene Ontology annotation, biological process: glycophagy; autophagy of mitochondrion; piecemeal microautophagy of the nucleus. Gene Ontology annotation, molecular function: protein-membrane adaptor activity; phosphatidylinositol-3-phosphate binding.